AUGAACCAAAGAUUUCAAAAAUUCUAUACAUCCUUUUCUAUUCUACAAAUCACCUCUGAUGAUGAUCAAUUAAAUCUUAAUACAUCAAUUCCUUUUCCAUCUUUGAAUCUUUUGCAAAUAAUUCCAUUAGAGCUCAAUAGAUCCUUCAAUUUUUACAAAUUCUCAGCUGUAAUUCUAGGAUGUUAA
Molecule: messenger RNA, 186 nt
Organism: Melampsora larici-populina 98AG31
Lineage: Eukaryota; Fungi; Basidiomycota; Pucciniomycetes; Pucciniales; Melampsoraceae
Exons: 2
Coding region: 1-186 (61 amino acids)
Source: RefSeq, a predicted model, not a curated record